This is a messenger RNA of Octopus sinensis (East Asian common octopus), 933 nucleotides long. Its product is annotated as tax1-binding protein 3 homolog. The transcript is spliced from 4 exons. Lineage: Eukaryota; Metazoa; Mollusca; Cephalopoda; Octopoda; Octopodidae. Bases 101 to 574 code for a protein of 157 amino acids. The record is from RefSeq and is a predicted model, not a curated record. Gene Ontology annotation, molecular function: protein binding.
CAAAAACUAUUCGUAUUGAUAUAAAGUGAAAAUAAUACAUAGUAAUAAUUUAUUACGUAAGAAUUACCAAGCUCCUCCCUGUUCUUUUUACCAAAACAACAUGGCAGGUCAUACAGCCGGCGACCCUCUCGAGUGUUUCAGUAUUCCAAUUGUCCUCCAUAAAGAACCAGAACGAGAUGACCAUGGAAACCCUGUUGUUGGUACAGAUGGCAAACAGAAAUAUCGAUGUGGUUUUCGUAUCGGAGGGGGAAUUGAUCAAGACAACACAAAGAGCCCUCAGGGCUAUCCAGACAAAGGUAUAUAUGUGACGUAUAUUCAUGAAAAUGGUCCUGCUGCACGAACUGGGCUUCAGGUUCAUGACAAAAUACUUCAGGUGAAUGGUCAUGACAUGACUGUAGCCACACACAAAAAGGCUGUAGAAUACAUCCAACGGAAGCCAGUUCUAAAUAUGUUAGUUUACCGUAAAGGUGUGCCUCCACUACAGAAAUCUCCUAGCCAGCAGCAAACACAGUUCCAGGCAUACAACCAACAAGACUAUUCACCGCAGGCACAGUAUCAACAGCGGCAGUACUAAUCAUCUCAUUGCACAUUCUCUGUCUCUCACUUCUUGCUCUCUCUUCAACAUACAUCACUUUACAUCAUUAUCAUUUUCAUCUGAUUAAUUUUUAUCAGAUGCCAACACCAUUUUUUUCUCACAACAAAAAUAUCUCAUAUUCUUUUUCCGUUAUUUUUUUCUAUUUUUUCUUCAACUUAUAAACACAAAUUGUAAAUGAAUGUAUGUGUGUAUGUAUGUGAACUGGCUCCAUUUCUUUGUUGGAACAACUUCAAUGCUAUGAAGAUUGCAGCACGUGUUUCCUUUCUGCUCUGUAUGUUAGGCUUUAUGCCUCAAUAAGAAAUCCUAUUAUUUUAUUUGUGUCUGUAGUGUGUGUGUGU